AUGGCAGAGUGGAGAAGGCACGACAUCGGCUCUGACGAGGCGGUAGACGACUUCGAUGAUUUCGAUCCCACCCCCUAUGGCGGCGGCUACGAUCUUGUGCUCACCUUCGGCCGCCCGAUUCCUCCUUCCGACGAAACAUGCUAUCCUCCGAACGCUGCUAAUUCCUCCUCCGACACCGGCGUGGACUACGAGCGACCCAAUUACUCCGGAUCCGCCCGGCCCUCUGCCUACAGGUACGAGAGUCAGCCUGCCUCCGACGAGGGCUACGGGGGGUACGGCCGCCGGCCGCAGCAGGAGGAAGCCUAUGAGGAGCAGCGACCGUACAGUGUUGAGGGCGAUCCCCGGCCCCAAUAUGGUUAUGGUGGGCAGGGGCGUCCAUCUGAGUAUGAUUCUAGUUACGGUCGGAGGUCUGAAGAGCAGUCCCAUGGUUAUGGCGAUGAAGAGCGCUCCAGGCCGAAGCCUUACCGUCAAGAACAGAGCUACGACUAUGAGGGCGGAAACUAUGAGUCUGAAGGGAGGCAGGAGUACGGGCGAAGCGGCUCCGGCGAGUACGGGUACGGAGAAAGGCCCCGUUAUGGGCAGCGAGGAGACGAAGACUACGGCCGCAGAAACUCUGUAAGUUCAUUACCUUUGCAGUUGUUUUCUUCCCACAAAUCCAUCCUCCAUAAUUUGACACAAGUUCCCCCUAAAGACUCUCACACUUCUGCGGAUAGGUUCUGGACAGUGUUCACAGUAGGGUUCCCUUGUCCACAUUUGAUUCAUUCAUUCAUCUGCAAUCUUCUUUUCGCUUUAUGAUAAUCAAGUACUUCCAUAUUGACAGAAGUAUCGGCUUCUUACUGGAACAUGUUCCUGCUUCCUUAUAUCUUCCUCCUCUGUGGCUGAUUUGAGAUCCCGGUUCUCCCUCUUUCCUCGGUCUCAUUUCAAAGAUGUAUGCCGAAUACAGGGUUUUUUUUCCAGAACCGUGUGACAUGACUUUGAAUACUGCAUUAGCUUUGUGCAUAAGACAGCGUUGAUUUAUUUUUUUCCCCUCCCCUGAGUUAAAUAUUGAGGAAGAGGAGCUUCCUGCCCCUUUGAUGCACGAUAAAUUUAGUUAAAUGUGCUGUAAGUGGUCGUCGAAUAUAUGCGUUGAAAAUAAUGACUUGGCUUUCCCUUACUAUGAUAAUUCCUGAGGAGAAGAACUGUUGUCCUUUGUUCCAUAUGGCAUCCUAUCAUAUCUUUCGAUAAAAGAAAAUGGGGUUGUUCCCCUUAGAUACUAUGUAGAGGACAGGGGACUGAUGGUAGAGCAUACUGGUUCAUUUUCUUCCGUAAAAUAUCAGAUUCUACCAUCUGGUGGAAUGCGUUAGGACCAUUUACUUCCUCCUGAUUCUCUUUAGAUUGAUUCGACUCAAUGUGUUCACAAUUGAAUCAGCCGGCUGGAUCACACACGCUGCCAAUCCAGCUUGGUUCUAAUUGGAAUGUCCAGAUCAAAUAAUCCGUGCCUUUAGGUGCUGUCAGGAAGUGGGCCAAAUCAUCCAAGCACCUGUCCAUAUAAUCACAUCGGCCAAUCUUCACCCAGAUCAGAUCGACCAUAAGUCGACUACUCUAGCUGUAUAAAAUUUUAUUUGAAUCCACCUCACGCACACACACGGACUCACACACUUUCUGUUCUUAAUUGUUGGCAGGGUGAGGACUCUGAUGAGGAAAAGGAGGAGCGGCGCCGCUACCGCCGGCAAGAGUCUGGCGAUGACUGA
Spirodela intermedia is the source of this 1730-nucleotide messenger RNA. Lineage: Eukaryota; Viridiplantae; Streptophyta; Magnoliopsida; Alismatales; Araceae. The record is from the annotation of a GenBank genome assembly.